Messenger RNA from Lonchura striata (white-rumped munia), 2563 nucleotides. RefSeq names its product small integral membrane protein 18 (gene SMIM18). The record is from RefSeq and is a predicted model, not a curated record. NCBI's taxonomy places the organism in Eukaryota, Metazoa, Chordata, Aves, Passeriformes, Estrildidae.
AAUGAUUUACUCCUGGGGUUGAGGGCUCGAUGCAAAUGAGCACAAAGGAAGUUGUCAGCAGCAUCGUGCUCUGGCCAAUGGAAAAAAAGCUCCAUCUUAGCUGUGCCAUAGGCUGCACUAAAAAAAGGGACCAGAACGGCGCUCUCUCAGCAUCCUUUCACACAAGAGGUAGCUCCCAAAUCUGUGCCAGUGAGCAUACUCAGACAGCUCUUCAAGAAUGGCAACCCUCAACAGCACCCACUGGAAUGAGACUACUACAUCCAUUUCACAGUAUCUGGGCUUCCAAGUGCAAAAAAUUUAUCCUUUCCAUGACAACUGGAACACUGCCUGCUUUGUUAUCCUGAUCAUAUUCAUCUUCACUGUAGUUUCUCUGGUGGUCUUGGCUUUCCUGUAUGAGCUGCUGGACUGCUGCUGCUGCGUGAAGAACAAAACUGUGAAAGACUUGGAGAACGAGCCCAAUCCUGUCAGAGCUAUGAUGAACAGCUUCAGGAAGCGUGACACAGAGGUGGUGUAGGAAGCACUGAGCACCUGCACUUGGACAACUUGGUUUGACAUCUCAAAUGAAGCCUCUUGUACCUUACAAACAAGCAAGUCAUGCGCUUUUUUCUUUUGGACUUAAAUAUCCACAGUGGCAAUUUUGUAUCUGGAUGUGAGCUGGAAUAAUUGGCAAAGGCUUUCCAAGUGCUUAGCAGAAAGACAAUCUGCUGCAGUGUUAUGGGAGGGAAAAAGAUUUCUGGUUUUAGAUGAACUUUUGCUGUUUAUAUUGAGUUACUAGCAUAGAAUUUUGUCUACCUGACCAAAAAAAUGCUGCCUAACAUGCAUAAAACUGUGUUGCUUAACUGAAGAAAAUGUUUAUAAAAUGUCCAACAGUCUGAUCACAUUCCAAGCAAAGGCAGCAGUGUUGUCUCACCGAGUCAACCACAGAGGGACAGGACAAGACAGACAAGGGUUCCAGGGAGCUGUAUGCAGUCUGGCCAACAGUUUCUGGGUGUUGAGACCUGCAUAACCCAUCACCUUCAGAAUAUCUGACCCUUUCCAAAAAUCCUGCUGAAAAUGAACAGGGACAAUUCUCUGCCCCAAGGCUGCUGCUUCUGUGGCAACCACAACACUACAGGGAGUGGGACACGCCGGAUCUACCAUCCCUAUCCCAAAGUUUCAAAGCCAAACCGGAACUGGCGGAGUUCUUGCCAAGAACACAGGGAGAUGGGCCACAGACCUCCCACACUGAAGAGGGGGAUGUCACCGAGCCCAGGUGCAGCUUUCAGCACUUUGCACAAGAGAAUUUCACUUCACUUAUCUCACUUCACUUCAUCUGCCUGCUGACACAUCCCAGAGCUCACACUCACCCCUUCCUCAUGUCCUGACCACAGAACUCUCACACCUCUGGCUCACCAGUCCUGUGUAGCUGUGCUAUGUCCAUGACUUUCAAAACCAUUUUUUGUUUUGUAGCUACAAGUGACAAUUGUAAUAACAGUGUCCAACAGUGUAGCCUGGCUCCUUCACUCCUGGCAAGUCCUUCACACACCUGAACUCCCACAGAAAUGGCCCAGAGCAAAGCUACAUGUGGGACAAGUUAUUUGACUAUAUUAACCCCAGAAAACGCUCCUGUCAACGAAGGAAACAAAACCCACCUAAAUGGCCACAGCCAUGAGUGACCUCACAGUCCAUCCAUGUCCAAAAAACCUUGGCUAGUACCUAUAAUGAUCCCUUUUUUUAAUAUAUAUCAAAUCCCUCUCUCAGGUUGAGCAUGACUAAGCUCCAGAAGAUCUGGACAAAGUAGAAGACUUGCUAAUUCACACGUGCUGCUCCUGGUUGGGGAGAUGGAGACACAAGACAUCUAGGGCACUAAGAACUAGCAGAGCUAGUCCAGUGAUUCACCUGGAGAAGCAAACUCCCUCCUGCAGUCACAAAUCCUCACAACCAUUCACCUCAGACACACUUCUUACAGUGAAGUUUGGCCAGGACCCCUCCCCCGUGCAGAGACUGCUUCAAGCUCAAAAUCAAAAGCACAACUGAUGGAAGCCAGUGCCCCAAAUACAAGAACAUUUAGGACUGCAAUAUAUGAUGAAGAUAAUGCCAGUGGUGAUGAGGAUGACACGUCACCUUCUGCUGUGUGCAGCUGCAUCAGACUGGGAAAUCCUGCUCAAGAGGCACUGAAUUAAAUCCUGCCUCUCUCCUAAAAGGAAUGCUCUGGGCACUUGCAACAUUCCUACAAAAUGCCCAUCAUGGCUGCACACACAAGAGGGCAGUGUGUGCCACAUGCCAGCCUCUGCUGCUCUGGCAAUGCCUUCCCAAGAAGCACAUGGAAUGACAAAUCUUGGGACUCAUCCCAGCUUUUUAUUUCACACGUCUACAAAGGGGAAUGAGUGUGGGCACAAGGAACAGAAGGCAAAGGUGUCCCCUUGCACAGUACCAGAGAAGACUCAGGAUGAUUCUUUCCCACAACACAGCCCCUGAAGAUUCUGGCUCUUGACGACUGUCAGUGGAGACCACUGAGACAAAGGUCUUACAAUGAAGACCAUAGCCACAAGUUACUAUUGAUUAAUAAAACUAAUUGAACAUA